AUGCUAUUACACCUAUUAUCACUACUAGUCCUCACUGCGCCUACGAUUCUAUGUCUGGACCACUACUUUGAUGUCUCGGGAGACGGGAAAGAUAGCUACAUUCUACAAGCAAUACAAGACCAAGAUAAAGAGCUCAAGAUUGACAAUAUCUUGCGCAACCCACUAAAGUACAAAGAUUUUCCUCCUUUGGUCAGUGAACCAAAAAAGUCGCAAAGAACUUUGGAACAAGGACAUAUACCGCAAUACGUAAUAGACUACGCGCCUUUGGUUCAUUUAUACAGUGAAGAAAGAUAUCUUCCUUACGACAUUGGCGAAUACGUCACCAAUUUCCAUGUAACGUUUGAGAAUGGAUCAGUCUAUCCUGGCACUGAAACUGACAUGAAUUUGGACAAAUUAUCUAAACUCAAACACACUUCGGACUUGUUUCUAACAUCAAACUCGGAUUUUGAUAAGGAUCCCGAUUGGAUCACUGGCGUAAAGAACAAACCUAAUUUGAUAAAUGGCGAGAUCAAAAAUGCUCCAGCAACUUUGAUUGUUGUCGACAAGGGGUUUGGAUGGGUUGAUGCAUACUGGUUCUACUUCUAUUCUUUCAAUUUGGGUCCCUUUGUUAUGGGUCAGGGACCUUAUGGCAAUCAUGUGGGAGAUUGGGAACAUUCAUUGGUUAGAUUUUACAAAGGUGAACCAGUUAUCGUUUGGAUGUCGGCACAUGGUGGAGGCGGUGCAUUUUACUACCAUAAUUUGGAGAAAUAUGCGCUUGACCCAAGGCAUCCAGUCAUUUUCAGUGCUAGAGGAACUCAUGCCAACUACCCCAGUGUAGGCCAACACCCUCACGACUUACCAUAUGAUAUAUUGAGUGACUUUACUGAUCGUGGUCCAUUGUGGAACCCAUCUAGAAACUACCUUGGAUACACUUAUGAUGGUAAACACGUGUUUCCAGCAACCAACAACUCAAAUCCAAGACAUGUUGGUCGUGAAUGGAGGUACGGAAACUGGCUAGCUUUUAAGGGGCAUUGGGGUGAUAAGCAAUUGCCCGAUGACGACAAGAGACAAACGUACUCCUUCAUUGGCGGUCACAAGUACAUCAAUGGCCCCACAGGACCCCUUAUGAAAAACUUGCUCAGAGUCGUGCCUUGCGAACGUGCCAAAUGGUGGAAUUUUUGGAGUGGGUGCAAUGUGAGACAAAAUAUCAAGUGGGGAGUAGGUAUAGAGAGUGAGGGAUACAAUUGUGGCAACUUGUUUGUCAAGGUUCGUCCUAGAUGGUUAAAGACGAUAUUACAGAAAGUCACUUGGGGUGGUGGAUUUUGCUACAUUGUGGAUUUACUUUACGGCUGA
Molecule: messenger RNA, 1332 nt
Organism: Lodderomyces theae
Lineage: Eukaryota; Fungi; Ascomycota; Pichiomycetes; Serinales; Debaryomycetaceae
Exons: 1
Coding region: 1-1332 (443 amino acids)
Source: RefSeq, a predicted model, not a curated record